UUUUCAGGUAGUAUUGCUUGUGUUUUCAUGUCAGGCGCUGCUCUUGUUUUGGUCCAUGUUAUUGAACUCACUAACUGUGUCCUGAUUACCUGUGUCUAUGUUACAAAAUACUACCUCACCAAAUGGAAUCAGCGGUUAAGUUACGCAGGACAUCUCCCAGAUGGUCAGCAAAUAGAGACACUUACUUCUCCAACACCACGACCAGCUGGCACAACUGGGGAUGGCUAUGGAAGAGGUCCUCUGGGUUCUUCGACAUUUCCAGAGGGGUGUCACCUCCAACCACUGGAGGAUUCUCCACCACCGGUCGAGCCAGCACCCCAGCCUGUCCAAUAGUCCGCCCAUGUCAACGAUGCCCGUUUGUCCCUCCCAGACAAAUGACGGGUAUCCAUCCAAAUCACGUGGCUUCCUACUCCAGUGCUCCCUCUUUCACUCAUCAGAUGAGAGCCCACACCACUGAGAGGUCUAAGGUUGCCACGGUUAUUUCCCUGCAGACCAGGCGAAGUACUAUGAAGAAACCACUGAUCUCGACAACCAUUCAGGGUGUCUUCGCUAGACAGAGGGGAGGGGAGGUGUCCCAUCCACUGGAACCAGUGAGUUCAGAUCACUCUGAUUCUUUGUGCUCUGAGUCGGAGGGGGACCAGCUUGAGGAGCUAGGGGUUCUGCCUAACACCCAGACCUGGAUACACCUGAUGUCCUCCAUUACCAACUACAUAACAUCAGAUACUGUUGUCAUUAUCUGUUAAGUUUUCUUGCUUUAUAAUGUGAGACCCAGAUAAAAAAUUAAACGGAUUUGCUUAUGAAUGGAGUGGAGACUUACUUACUUCGUAGAGUAAGUAACUUUAAUGUGUCACGCAGAUU
Oncorhynchus tshawytscha (Chinook salmon) is the source of this 858-nucleotide messenger RNA. RefSeq lists its product as uncharacterized. The transcript has 4 exons. NCBI's taxonomy places the organism in Eukaryota, Metazoa, Chordata, Actinopteri, Salmoniformes, Salmonidae. The record is from RefSeq and is a predicted model, not a curated record. The coding region runs from base 123 to 743 and encodes 206 amino acids.